CGGUUUGAAACUGUCGGAUUAUCAGCGGAAAUAGUCGAGGAAGACUUCUGCACGAUAGUCAUGUAUCUGUACCUCCUGGGGCUGGUUGUUUUCUUCUACCUGUACCGCUGGGUCAGGGAGUUGCCCAGGGUUUCCGACAAGGGCAGCAAGUAUGUCUACAUCACGGGCUGCGACUCGGGCUUCGGCAACCUCCUGGCACGCCAUCUGGACAAGAAGGGGUUCAGGGUGAUCGCCGCCUGUUUCACCGAGAAGGGAGAGGAGGACCUGAAGAAGUCCUGCUCCCGCAACCUGAUCACAACACACCUGGAUGUCAGGUCUAAGGACAGCAUUGCCAAAGUGGCAGCGAUGAUCAAGGACGAAGUGGGGCAGCGUGGUUUAUGGGCAGUGGUGAACAACGCAGGCGUGGCCGUCCCGUCUGCCCCGUGCGAUUGGCUGACGAUCGACGACUACAAGUCCAUGCUGGACGUGAACCUGAACGGGGUGAUUGCUGUGACCCUGAGCGUCCUGCCGCUGAUUAAGAAAGCCAGAGGAAGAGUGGUGAAUGUGGCGAGUGUGUUUGGGAGGAUCAGUGCCACCGGAGGCCCGUACACUGUCUCUAAGUACGGCGUGGAGGCGUUCAAUGACAGCCUCAGGAUAAAUAUGGUACCUUUCGGGGUCAAAGUCCUCUGCAUUGAGCCAGGCUUCUUCAAAACAAACGUGACGGACGCUGGUAUCCUGAGCAAGAGUAUCAAGACGCUGUGGGAGAAGAUGCCCCAGGAGGUCAGAGAUGACUAUGGAACUGAAUAUCUACAAAAGGUAAUGGACGUGCUGACAGACAAAGUUGCCAAGAUCAGCGAUGCCGAUCUGAUGAAGGUGGUCAGCUGCAUGGAGCACGCUGUGUCCGCCGUCAGGCCCCGCACACGAUACUCCCCCGGCUGGGACGCCAAGCUCUUCUGGCUGCCGCUGUCAUACAUGCCGAGCCGCCUCUCUGAUUACAUCAUGACGAUGGAAGCCGUUCCUAUUGCCAGGCAGAUACAAUAAAAUGUGUUUUUUUAUAUUCAUGUGUGCACAUUUUAGACUCAUCUAUUGUAUGUAAUUGUAUAACUGAAGCACUUUUGGUAGCCAACAUGACACCUAAUGAAGUACUGUGUAUCCCUCCUCUGAAUAGUUUCCCUCACUGGCUGAUAAAUUAUUGUCAUUUUCAAGGCCACCUUAUCUCCAGGCAGAUAGAGCUUUGUUCAGUCUAAUGUCCUGGAUGAUAGGUGUGUGUGAAAGGUUAAGGAAGAGCAAUAAAGAAACAGACUUCUUCACAAAGCACAUGUUUUGUGCUAUUUGUCGAAAUACAACUUGAAAUAGAAACUAGUCAUUGUGGCACUGUGCAGUAAUAAUAAGGAGUAUGUGAGGAGCAAAGAUACAGAGCUGUGAGGUCAUUUUGCAAACACACACCUGCAAAACUCAGGACUGUAACCGACCCAUGACCCAAUCAUCAAACACAGGCUAAACAGACUCUGUCUUUGAAACUUUGAAUGGUUGCUGAUAAAAUUACGCUGGUUUAAAAAUAAACACCUUUUUUUUCUA
Molecule: messenger RNA, 1557 nt
Organism: Seriola dumerili (greater amberjack)
Lineage: Eukaryota; Metazoa; Chordata; Actinopteri; Carangiformes; Carangidae
Product: retinol dehydrogenase 7-like
Exons: 5
Coding region: 61-1020 (319 amino acids)
Molecular function (GO): oxidoreductase activity
Source: RefSeq, a predicted model, not a curated record